AUGGUGGGAAUCUAGCGAUGCUCUAGAGACACUGAGACUGUUGGACAACUGUCAGUUUUGACAGCGCUUUGGCACGGUGAUACAUGGAGAUGAAACACAGGAGAACUAUGAGGCAACGCUAUGCUCUAAAACAUGGGAUACUCAAGGAGUUCCUGGCUGAGUUUCUGGGAACUUUUAUCUUGGUUUUGUUUGGCGUUGGGUCUGUUGCUCAGACGGUCCUGAGUCGUAAUGCCAUGGGGGAGACUCUCACCAUCCAUAUAGGCUUCUCUGUAGGACUGAUGAUGGCAGUGUACGUGGCCGGAGGAGUGUCAGGAGCCCAUGUGAACCCUGCUGUCUCCUUGGCCAUGGUGAUCCUGGGAAAACUCAAGUUCUAUAAGUUUCCCGUCUAUGUCAUCGCUCAGUUCCUUGGUGCUUUCGCUGGAGCUGCUGCAGUCUUUGGGCUGUAUUAUGAUGCGUUCAUGGACUUCACCAAUGGGAUUUUAUCAGUGACUGGUAUUAACGCCACCGGUCACAUCUUUGCCUCUUACCCUGCCAGGUCCCUAACCAUCCUCGGAGGCCUCAUAGACCAGGCAGCGGGAACAGGCAUGCUGGUGUUGUGUAUCCUGGCCAUCAGCGAUGGGAAGAACAUCGGCGCCCCUAGAGGCAUGGAGCCACUGUGCAUCGGCCUGAUCAUCAUGGCUAUCGGGGUGUCCAUGGGGCUGAACUGUGGGUACCCCCUCAACCCUGCCAGGGACCUGGGGCCACGGCUCUUUACUGCUGUAGCAGGCUGGGGCUGGGAGGUGUUCAGCACGUCAGACUACUGGUGGUGGGUCCCGGUGGCGGGGCCGAUGAUAGGGGGCGUGGUCGGGGCCCUGGUCUACUUCCUGUUCAUCGAGAUGCAUCACAAACAGCCUGAGAAACCCCACGAGGAGGAAGAGGAGGAGGACGAAGAGGAGGAAGAGGAUCUGGAGGAGGACAGCAGUCUUAAGGACAAAUAUGAGAUGAUUACCAUGAGUUAAAGAGUCAGAGAGAUUCAUUCACUUGUCAAGGACUAUAAAAGAAAACGUCCGUCUGUCUGGUUCAGAUCAAUGUUACUGUAAAGUCAAUCAGGAGAGGAA
Salvelinus sp. IW2-2015 is the source of this 1097-nucleotide messenger RNA. Its product is annotated as aquaporin-9. Gene Ontology annotation, molecular function: glycerol channel activity; urea transmembrane transporter activity; water channel activity. Lineage: Eukaryota; Metazoa; Chordata; Actinopteri; Salmoniformes; Salmonidae. The record is from RefSeq and is a predicted model, not a curated record. Gene Ontology annotation, cellular component: basolateral plasma membrane; plasma membrane. Gene Ontology annotation, biological process: water transport; glycerol transmembrane transport.